Molecule: messenger RNA, 1533 nt
Organism: Schistocerca americana (American grasshopper)
Lineage: Eukaryota; Metazoa; Arthropoda; Insecta; Orthoptera; Acrididae
Product: sodium channel protein Nach-like
Exons: 9
Coding region: 82-1521 (479 amino acids)
Biological process (GO): sodium ion transmembrane transport
Cellular component (GO): membrane
Molecular function (GO): ligand-gated sodium channel activity
Source: RefSeq, a predicted model, not a curated record
UUGUUAUGGUAAAUUAAUAAACAGCACAAAUUAUGUGAAUCAUUGAAAUAAUUUUCAUGUUUCACAGUGCUGGUGUAUAACAUGAAAAAAGAUAUAAUUUUAAAAAUGCAGAGAGAUGGUGAACAGAAUACUAAUGUUGUAAUGGAUUUUAAAAAGUGGAUUAUACUAUGGGUCAAGGAUUUUUGCAAUUGUACUGCACAGCAUGGUUAUAAAUACCUCGUUUUGCAACAUCAACACUGGCUGGAAAAGGUAUUACCGAAAAACGUGACACAUCAACAGAUUUUCAAAAACUUGCAGAUAGUAACACAACUGUUAAACCCAAAUAUUUAUGAGCAGAGAGAUGAUUUGAUUAACUUACAGGAGACAAUUGAUGCAAAUAAUAUUUCAGUCAGAAUGUUAACCAAAUACCUAGCUCCACAGUGCAAGCAACUCAUUGCUAACUGCACAUGGAAGGGACGCUUUGUACAUAAUUGCUAUAAGAUGUUCCAAGAUAUAACAACUACUGAAGGGCGUUGCUGUGCAUUCAACUACAAUGGAUAUCUGGAAGAAGUUAUGAACCAACAACAAAGUGUACCUGUAACUGGAAACAUAGAUGAAGUCCAAAGGACAAGUACUUGUGGCUUUCAAAUGGGACUAUCUCUUCUUCUGGACAACCAGCCACAUGAAUACCAUUCAACAGUUCUUGCUUCAAAAGGAGUGAAGAUUUUCAUCGACAAUCCUGCUGCAUAUCCCAGUGGAGCAGCUGCGGAAGUUGUAAUAUCAGUUGGAAUGCAAGUAUUUGCUGGUAUUUCAGCAAUUCAGACAUAUGCUACAGAUUCCGUGAGAGAUAUGCCAAGCAAAGUUCGCAGCUGUCAAUUUGAAGAUGAAGGAUUUUCAAAGGUGAUGAAAAUGUACACCUACCACAAUUGUUUCACAGAAUGUCAAAAGAAUAAGUCAGUUGCAUUGUGUGGAUGCCAUUCAUAUCAUUAUCCAACUACAGGUACUAGAAGAACAUGCAAUUUCUUGGAUAUUCCAUGCUUGUCAAAAAACAGAAAGGUACUUCAAGCCAUUCACAGGGGAAAAUAUGACAAAACAAUAAAAUAUGACAUUGAAUAUAAUGAUAAACCAUGUAACUGUUUGCCAGAUUGCUCAAGUCUCAUUUAUACUGUUGAGACCACAGCCAAUACUAUUUCAACAAACAGUUUACUUUCUUCAAAUUUACUCCUUGGAAAUUUGAGUCCUGAAAGGCACAGUGUCAUCCACAUAUUCUUCAUAGAUCUUACAAUUAAUGAAUAUCGAACAGAUAUCUUCCUUGAAUGGCAGGCUUUUGUGGCUACUGUGGGUGGAAUACUUGGCCUUAUGCUGGGAUUUAGCCUGAUUAAUGGUUUUGAGAUAGUUUACUUUUUCACACUGCGCAUUUUCUUUCAUUUAACUUCGCAACGCAAAUCUAACAAGAAGCCAACACAAGCAGCUGAAAAGUGCCUUACAUAUAAACAUCAUAAACAGAACCAGCGUACCACGCAGAUUACAUCACUUUCUUGAGUGCUGCCUACU